Messenger RNA from Penaeus vannamei (Pacific white shrimp), 1323 nucleotides. NCBI's taxonomy places the organism in Eukaryota, Metazoa, Arthropoda, Malacostraca, Decapoda, Penaeidae. The record is from RefSeq and is a predicted model, not a curated record.
CGUCUACUUAAAACUGAAAAGACAAUUUUGUCGUCUACUUAAAACUGAAAAGACAAUUUUGUCGUCUACUUAAAACUGAAAAGACAAUUUUGUCGUCUACUUAAAACCGAAAAGACAAUUUUGUCGUCUACUUAAAUCUAAAAAGACAAUUUUGUCAUCUACUUAAAACUGAAAAGACAAUUUUGUCAUCUACUUAAAACUGAAAAGACAAUUUUGUCGUCUACUUAAAACUGAAAAGACAAUUUUGUCGUAUUCAAAUCAACUGUAUUUCUUCAGCUUCAUCAACUAUCAGAUCACGAGUUACGGGAAUAAACGUCAACCGCAAACAUGAAAAGUAAACACUCCUCUUUACACUUGAUUACAUGCAAAUAUUACCUACAAUAUAACAAAACAUACCUUGUGAUACAACUGCAUAUCCCAUGCUACCACAAAUGACAAAAUAAAAGCUGCCAUCCUAUAAAAUUAAUGUCAAAUAACAACACCACGUGACUCCUUGUUGACAUCCAUCGCCGACCACGCUCUUCCUAAGUAAAAUAACAAAAUAUCGACAUGAAAUAAGAGAAAAAAAUAAUAAAAUAUCAUCAGUCCAUGCAAACUAAUGAUACACAUACUCACACACAACUUGCACCGCUGUCUGCAAAAGUGCUUAUGUAUCACUGCGCCUAAUUUAUCGAUCGUUGGAAAAGCAAUAUAUCCAGAAAUUUAUAACACCUGCGACAUGACGAAGCUGCUCUGGCGUGCAAUCGCCGGCGGGAUUCUGGCCAAUUGACAAGCAUUUCCGCGAUGCCCAAGCCAGGCGCCUUGCCAGUGGCACUCUGCGUCGGCCUCGCCUUCAUCCUGAGCCUCUUUUACCAAUAUGGAUAUCCUGAAACGAAUAUAACUUACGACAUGCUCGAAAGGCACAAAAUGAUGCAGGAAAGUACAGAGGAGCGCUUCCUGAGGCGUCGCCAGAGGGUGCGCGAGACCUGCCAGGCUGGAAAGAACAAGGAAGACGUAUCCUUUUCCAUCAAAACACGUAUUUAUCAAUUCUGGAAUUAUAACGCCAGCAUUUGCACCAUGGGAAAGGUUGGCUCGGAAACCUGGCGUUCCCAUGCGCGAAGAGUGAACGAGAUACAAGGGCACCCGAUGCACGACGUCAGACACCGUGCCCUCUUCAAGAAGCCGUGGCAAGAGAUCGUUAACUACAGUAAAUCCGUGUCAAGGUGGAUUACAGUCAGGUAUGCUUGGUGGAUUUGGAACGUUUUCCAUGUACUGCAGACGCUUCACAGCAAUGAGUUUGGCGACUGUAAAAAUCUCACACGACCGUUACUCAGCUGUUCCUAG